AUGGCAUUGACUGAGAACUGUAGGACUUAUCAAUCGCCAAAGGACCACGGCGGUGCUCAAACUUCUUCCGAUGUGAUUGAGCUAAACGUAGGAGGACAGGUAUACUAUACUCGUCAUGCUACCCUCACAAGUGUUCCAAAUUCUUUGCUUGGUAAAAUUUUCUCCUCUAAGAAAGACUCCUCCAACGACCUGGCAAGAGACAUGAGGGGACGUUAUUUUAUCGACAGAGAUGGGUUUUUAUUUCGAUAUGUAUUGGACUAUCUUCGAGAUAAACAUGUCGUUUUACCGGAUCACUUUCCUGAGAAAGGGAGAUUGAAGAGAGAGGCUGAAUAUUUUCAACUGCCAGAGCUGGUCAAAAUUUUAUCACCGGACGAGUUUAAACUGCGUCCCGAUGAACACAUUUAUAGUGAUUUCGACGAAGCGUCUCAGGGAAGCGACCAGAGACUGUACCCCUCCUCUUACCUGGACCCGCGCGAUAGGAGAUACGGAUUCAUCACAGUUGGAUACAAGGGUUCGUGCACAGGGGGAAGGGAGUCCCAGACUGAUUCAAAAUCCAGAGGACUAUCAAAAAUUUUCAUUUGCGGGAGGAUUGGUUUAGCGAAAGAAGUAUUUGGAGACACCUUGAACGACAGCCGUGAUCCCGACAGGCCACCUGAACGAUACACCUCUCGAUUCUACCUCAGGUUUAGACACCUGGAAAGAGCAUUUGACAUGCUUGCGGAGAGUGGAUUCCACAUUGUUGCAUGUAAUUCGUCUCUGACCUCCUCUGUUAUCAGUCGACAAGCGGAUGAGCGGUUUUGGAACAGUAGUACAGAGUAUGUCUUUUACCGUGGUCCUUCCGGAUGGUCCUCCUCUCACUGCGACUGCUGCUGCAAGAGCCACAAAAGUGAGCGUGAAGGUGAGAGUGGCACUUCUUUCAACGAGCUCUCCACAUCCUGCUCUGAAACCCAAUCAGAGGCCAGCUCUCCCCACGAGACGGUCAUCCUUAAGCCCGUGAGCCGACCGCCCAACAUCCAGACUCUGGACCGCCCUGUGAGAAAAGGUCCAGCCCAGAUGCUUCAGCAGAGUGAGAUGCGAAGGAGAACUGACCUUCUCCGAACUCGAACCACCGCUGGCCCACGAGACACCAUGGCAGGGAAAAGGAAACCAGUCAAGGAGAAACUGACCGUGCAGCAGGAACUGGAGAGAUGCAUCCAAGACUUCAGACGGAUUAAAAUCCCCGAGCGCUUUCCUGAAAGGAAGCAUAUGUGGCAGUCAGAGCUACUGAGAAAGUAUGAGCUGUGA
This is a messenger RNA of Chanos chanos (milkfish), 1284 nucleotides long. It is a transcript of the gene kctd16a, whose product is annotated as potassium channel tetramerization domain containing 16a. Bases 1 to 1284 code for a protein of 427 amino acids. NCBI's taxonomy places the organism in Eukaryota, Metazoa, Chordata, Actinopteri, Gonorynchiformes, Chanidae. The record is from RefSeq and is a predicted model, not a curated record. The transcript has 2 exons. Gene Ontology annotation, cellular component: signaling receptor complex; postsynaptic membrane; presynaptic membrane. Gene Ontology annotation, molecular function: protein binding. Gene Ontology annotation, biological process: protein homooligomerization; regulation of G protein-coupled receptor signaling pathway.